Messenger RNA from Salvelinus namaycush (lake trout), 777 nucleotides. RefSeq names its product transcription factor LBX1-like. Gene Ontology annotation, molecular function: DNA-binding transcription factor activity, RNA polymerase II-specific; DNA binding. The coding region runs from base 1 to 777 and encodes 258 amino acids. Gene Ontology annotation, biological process: regulation of DNA-templated transcription. The transcript is spliced from 2 exons. The record is from RefSeq and is a predicted model, not a curated record. NCBI's taxonomy places the organism in Eukaryota, Metazoa, Chordata, Actinopteri, Salmoniformes, Salmonidae.
AUGGAGGACCGGAGACGCAGUGCGCUGAACCAGCUCCCGCCGCCGGCCAACUCCAGCAAGCCCCUGACGCCGUUCAGUAUAGAGGACAUCCUGAACAAGCCCUCCGUGAAGAGAAGUUACUCCAGCUGCGGUACGGCGCACAUGCUCUCCUGCAGCGAGAAGCUGUCCUCUUCAGGUCACAGUCUGUGCAGCCGUGCCCUUUUCACCCAAAUCUCCCCACUCUGCGCUCUGGAGGAGCUCGCCAGCAAAACCUUCAAAGGCCUCGAAGUCAGUGUUCUUCAAGCGGCAGAGGGCCGAGACGGAACGACACUAUUCGGUUCGCGGAAUAACCCCAAAAAGCGCCGGAAGUCUCGCACGGCCUUCACCAACCACCAGAUCUACGAGUUGGAGAAGCGCUUCCUGUACCAGAAGUACCUGAGUCCAGCUGACCGUGACCAGAUAGCACAGCAGCUCGGCCUCACCAAUGCACAGGUCAUCACCUGGUUCCAAAACCGGCGCGCCAAGCUCAAACGCGACCUGGAGGAGAUGAAGGCGGACGUGGAGUCGGCCAAAGCCGUGGGCACAGUGUCUUUCGAGAAAAUGGCCAAACUAGCCGAGCUGGAGAAAUGCGCAGCUAACGGCGCGCUGGGCCCUAACAGAUCCGAGUCACCCUCGCUAUCGAACCAUGAGCAUGACACAUCUAACAAACUAUUAUUGUCCUCGCCUUCAUCGCCAUAUACAGACCAUGCUAGCAGCAAGGGCUGCUCCGACGAUGAGGAGAUCGACGUGGAUGACUGA